This is a messenger RNA of Cervus elaphus (red deer), 614 nucleotides long. Its product is annotated as allergen Bos d 2-like. Bases 75 to 593 code for a protein of 172 amino acids. The transcript is spliced from 6 exons. Gene Ontology annotation, molecular function: small molecule binding; odorant binding. The record is from RefSeq and is a predicted model, not a curated record. NCBI's taxonomy places the organism in Eukaryota, Metazoa, Chordata, Mammalia, Artiodactyla, Cervidae.
UGGAACCGACUCACAACCUCUUCAACACCUGGGGCGCCCUCAGCUUGUCUAGAAGGAGCAACACAAGAGUCAGAAUGAAGAUUGUGUGGCCGAGUCUUGUCCUUGUCCUGGUUUGUGCUGCCCAGGAAACUCCAGUUGAGAUAGACCCCUCAAAGGUCAGAGGAGACUGGCGCACCAUUUACUUAGCUGCGGAUAACAAGGAGAAGAUUGUGGAAGGGGGCCCACUGAGGUGUCUCUAUCGUCAGAUUGAAUGUAUUGAUGGCUGCGAAUACCUCUCCCUUACAUUUUAUGUCAAGCUUGACGGGACAUGCCAGUUGUUCCAUGAAGUGGCAAAGAGGCAAGAAGGAGAUGUUUACAUCAUCGAAUUCGCAGGUACAAAUGUUUUGCGACUGAUUCAUGCAUCAGACCACAUGCUGGUAACUUACAUUGAAAACUAUGAUGGAGAGAAGAUCACAAGAAUAACUAAAGGCGUCGCCAAAGGAGACAGUUACACUCAAGAAGAAUUUCAGAAGUAUCAGGAACUGAACAGUGAAAGGGGGAUCCCAAAUGAAAAUAUAGAAAAUGGCAUCAAAACAGACAACUGUCCUGCAUAAGAAAAGAGAACAUCAGUUUGG